AUGUCAGAAAACAACGAGGAGGAUAGAUCGGGGGGAGACAAUGAUCGUAACGACAAUGAUAUCAAGGAAACUCGAGAGGACGAAGAGGUGAAGAUAAUAGGGACGGAGAAACGUUGCGUGCGAUGCAAAGAAGUGAAAAUCAAGACCGAGGUGCUCGACGAGAUCGAGAAUUUCUCGGCUAACGACGAGCUCGACAUUGACGACGCUUACGAGAGCGAGGCGAGGAGGAAGAGGCACAAGAGGGGGCAGAAGGGAAGGGGAGGUUGCCCCCCGAUCAAGAAGGAGAUGAAUCUGGACGAAUAUGUGGAUUUCGAGGAGUACAUAGAGGCGUUGACUACAGGGAAACGAUUGAUCUGCAGCGUGUGCAGGAUCGAGUUCCCUGAUGAGGCGGAGUUCAAGACGCACAUGGUGGGGCACAGCCAUGGAAAAUUGUUCCAGUGCGGUAUCUGCAGGAAACAAUUUUCACGGUCGUCUGCACUGAAGGACCACCUUCGUCUUCACGAGACGUUCAAAGCGUUCAUAUGCAGGCACUGCAGCCUUCGAUUUCAGCAGAGGGACCAGUUGAGGAUGCACCAGGCCGAGGUGCACUCGAGCCGAAGGCCGUUCGAGUGCGGUGUCUGCAAGAAGAAGCUGCUCCACCGGCAGUCGUUGCGCGAUCACAAGCUGAUGCACACCAACGUGAAGCCGUUCGAGUGCUCCAUCUGCAAGAAGAGAUUCCUCAGGCCGAGCAGCCUGAGGGCGCACAUGAUCGUUCACACAGCCGACUCGCCGUUCGAGUGCGACCUCUGCCCCGCCAAGUUCAAGAGAUCUUCCGUGUUGAAGACGCACAAGUUGACGCACACAGGGGUGAGAAGGUUCGAGUGCGACAUCUGCAAGCACCGGUUCCAUCUGAAGGGCGCUUUGAAACACCACAUUCUGUCCCAUUACGGAGUGAGGCCGUAUAAAUGCGAGGACUGCGGUAAAUGUUACAGGAGGUCGUGGGGCCUGAAGGUGCACAGAUAUCGUCACACAGGUGUGAAACGAUUCGAGUGUGACCUGUGCAAGUCACGAUUCAGCGUGAAAACGAAGCUGGCCAAGCACAUUUACGGCCACAUCGGGGAAAAACCGUACAAGUGCGAUUUCUGCGGUCGCCAAUAUGGCGAACGUUACCAAUUGAAGGCACACAAAUGCGGGAACCCGUCCAAGACGAGGAUCGAUAGAUCGUUCGCCGACUCGAUCACCCAGAUCGUCUUCUUCCAUCCAAAAUCGACCAACAUCUCGUUCGAUUCGAGUACAAAGAGUUUUAUCCAACUGUGAGGGAACGCGUUGAGUCGACGAAUCUCGCCCAUAAUAAAAAAAAAAAAGUGAACUGAUUGAUAGCGGAUGGAUCGGUUCGUUACUUUCGACACGUUGAAAGAAGAAACAAAAUGUGCGCGUGUGUGUGUGUGUGUGUGUGUUUGUGUAUAUAGGUUGCUCGUUUUGUACGUUCGAUUUGUACAAUACAAAUGCAAGAAAACUCGAGAUUUGAUUAAUUUAUAUAAAUAAGGAGGGGAUUAAAAAAAGAAUUCGUUCCGUAUAGAAUGUAAGUAACAUGUAAAAUCGAAAAUCGUUAGUGUAAUUAAAUCUUAUGCGAGUUCAAUGAUUCUUCGUAUGAUAUACGCAAUUUCAUUAUAUGGCGUGAUAUCACGAUUUGAAAUCGAUCCUUGCAAUUUCGAUGUUCUUUUUUUCUUUCGUUUUUUAAAUGUAAUUUAGCGAGCGAGUUCGAGGUAAAUUUCAAAUAUAAAGUUUUAAGGUUCGAUGUUCUCAAAUUUAUAUUCGAAACGAUGGAAAAAAAAAAAAAAUAAUGAAAUUUUAAUUAUAUCGAAAUACGAUUGGGAUUGGAUCAAUUAAAUUGUGGGGAAAAAAAUGGAAUGUUCAAAAAGAGAAAUUUGCAAACACGAAUUAAAUCGGUAUUUAAUCGAGUCGAAUGGAAUUUUUCUUUGUAAAAAAAAAUAUUAAAAUUAUCAUCGAUCCUAAACCGAAUGAUCCAACGUACCGCCAAGUCACGUCCACCUUUAAUGGUGGCGGAUUUUGGAUCUUUGGAUCUCGUGUUUGCAUGCCUGUACAGAUUUAAUAAAGAAUCAACCUUAAUAACCACCGUGCCGGGGAAUGAAUGCCAGAAUUAAUUCGAAUCCGACUCGAUACGGAUCGCCUUUGAACGGCUUUGAACGCGGCAUACCUCGAAGCUUGCAAGAAGCUUGCCUUGAUUCGUCAUCAAGAUGGCUCGAGGUGUAAUCAUAGUGCAUUGCUUGCGUAUAACCGAGAGACGUGAUCGAAUUCGAUGAGAGAGGUUUGAUUGUUUAAUCGAACAUUAUACGUGGACAAUAGUUUCGUUACUUACUUUGGGAAAGGAUUCUUUGAUGAU
Molecule: messenger RNA, 2383 nt
Organism: Apis laboriosa (Himalayan honeybee)
Lineage: Eukaryota; Metazoa; Arthropoda; Insecta; Hymenoptera; Apidae
Product: oocyte zinc finger protein XlCOF6.1-like
Exons: 6
Coding region: 1-1296 (431 amino acids)
Biological process (GO): regulation of transcription by RNA polymerase II
Molecular function (GO): DNA-binding transcription factor activity; RNA polymerase II cis-regulatory region sequence-specific DNA binding
Source: RefSeq, a predicted model, not a curated record